Didymodactylos carnosus is the source of this 876-nucleotide messenger RNA. NCBI's taxonomy places the organism in Eukaryota, Metazoa, Rotifera, Eurotatoria, Philodinida, Philodinidae. The record is from the annotation of a GenBank genome assembly.
AUGAAUUUAAAUCGAUCAAAUUCUGUGUUAGAAGAUAAGGAAAAAUGUAUUGACAAUCAACAACAUGAAUUAGAAACAUUUAAUCAUAUUUUAUCAAAAUUACAAAUUGACUAUGAAAAAUCGAAAACAGAUUUAUCAUUAGCGCAUGAUAAUAUUGUCCAAUAUGAAACUAUUCAAGAUACAAUAAAACAAACAUUAAAUGAGAAAAUAAGUGAAAUAGCAAUAUUAUCCGAGCGUUUUCAUGCAGUACAAAAUGAUUAUUAUACAUAUGAAAAAGAUCAUCGUUAUACAAAUGAUGAUUAUUUUGAUAAAGAACAUCGUUUGACAUCAGUUGAAAAUGAAUUGACAACAGUGAUGAAAAAUUUUGAAUUAUUACAAAAUGAAAAUAAAAUUUUGAAUGAUAAAGUAGGAAAAUAUCGAUAUAAUCUUGAACAAAUUGAAACAGUUGAAGCAGAAAAUAAAGAAAAGUUAAUACAAUCAAUGGAUGAAGGAAAAAUAUACAAACGAAAAUUAGCGACAUUGGGUGACUGUUUCAAAAUACUUGUCAAAAAAGUAAGAUUAUUCGUAUUUUUAGAUAGUCUUCAGGACUGUCAACUAAACGGGAAAACAGAUACAGAGAAAAAGGAGUCGUAAGGAAAACUUUUUUCCUUCAAAGAGAGAUAAGACGAAAGCACAUUAUUUGACUGAAAUCAUUAAAUUACAGACACAUAAAUACAUUCUUUUUCUUUCUAUUGAAUAUUUCUGCUAUUCAUUUUUCUUCUCGUAUUCUCGAUUUCAAAAUGUAAAAUUUGACAGAAAUAUCUAUUGUUAUACGGAAAAUAAUAAAUGCUCAAUUCAAAAUAUAAAGUUUUUACUAAUAUGUUUGUAUUUUUCACU